This is a messenger RNA of Capsicum annuum, 3239 nucleotides long. RefSeq names its product BRASSINOSTEROID INSENSITIVE 1-associated receptor kinase 1. Gene Ontology annotation, molecular function: ATP binding; protein kinase activity; protein binding. NCBI's taxonomy places the organism in Eukaryota, Viridiplantae, Streptophyta, Magnoliopsida, Solanales, Solanaceae. The record is from RefSeq and is a predicted model, not a curated record. Gene Ontology annotation, biological process: protein phosphorylation. The transcript has 11 exons. Bases 481 to 2112 code for a protein of 543 amino acids.
AUAGACAACUGUGAAAGCACAACCUUUGACCAACAUAUCCCUCUUCCACAACAACGACGACUACCUCCAUUUCUCCCCCCUUACACCGUUGAAUCUUACUUACUACCAUUCCAUAUUAUUAUUAUUAUUAUUAUUAUUAUUAUUAUUACUAUUACUAUCAUUAUUAUUCAACUCUCAACAAAAACCCAAAAUAAUCCAUUAUUACAGUUUCAAUCUCUCUUAGAUUUAUCUGCCAUUCUCCAAGAAAAUUCAAGAAAGUUAAAAAAAAUAAAAUUUCUUGAUCCCUUUUGUUUAAGUUAUACUGUUUUCUACUUCUUUUGGGAUUUCAGAUUUGUAGAUUUCCAUUUUCUUGGAUUAGGGUUUUGAUUAUUUUUGCUUUGUGUUGACUUGUUGAAGUAUGGGUGAGUAGUUGGUGAUGUUUGUAAUGAGGAAAAUCUAGGUUUUUAGGAGGUGGGGUUGUGGUGAAAAGGAUUAGGAGGGAUGAUGGAUCAAUGGGUGUUGGGGAUCUUGGGUUCUGCUUCAGUUUUUCUUUGCUUAAUUGGGGUGUUGCUGGUUCCUGUAUAUGCUAACACUGAAGGUGAUGCAUUGAAUGCACUGAAGACCAACUUGCUUGAUCCUAACAAUGUUCUACAGAGUUGGGAUCCAACUCUUGUUAAUCCUUGUACUUGGUUUCACGUGACCUGCAACAGUGAGAAUAGGGUAACCAGAGUUGAUCUUGGAAAUGCAAAUUUGUCGGGUCAACUCGUUCCACAGCUUGGUCAACUCCAGAAUUUGCAAUACUUGGAACUUUAUAGUAAUAAUUUAAGUGGAAGAAUUCCUUUUGAACUGGGGAAUUUGACGAAUUUGGUGAGCUUGGAUCUUUACCUGAACAAGUUAGUUGGUCCAAUCCCUGAGACUUUGGGCAAGCUUAAGAAACUACGUUUCCUGAGGCUCAACAAUAACAGCUUGACUGGACAAAUCCCAAUGUUGUUAACCACAGUCGAUUCACUUCAAGUGCUUGAUCUGUCAAACAAUCAUUUGUCAGGGCUUGUUCCAGUCAAUGGUUCCUUUUCGCUUUUUACUCCUAUUAGUUUUGCAAAUAAUCAAUUGGAUGUUCCUCCAGCUUCUCCACCUCCUCCUAUUUCUCCAACACCCACUUCUCCAGGUGUGGGAAACAGUGCAACCGGGGCGAUUGCUGGUGGUGUUGCUGCAGGGGCUGCUCUUCUGUUUGCAGCUCCUGCAAUUUUGCUUGCUUGGUGGCGUAGAAGGAAACCAGAAGACCACUUCUUUGAUGUUCCAGCUGAGGAGGAUCCAGAAGUUCAUCUUGGACAACUCAAGAGGUUUUCCUUGCGCGAAUUACAAGUUGCUACUGACAACUUUAGCAACAAAAAUAUACUUGGCAGAGGAGGAUUUGGCAAGGUUUACAAGGGCAGGUUGGCUGAUGGCUCUUUAGUUGCAGUUAAAAGAUUAAAAGAGGAGCGAACUCAAGGCGGGGAGUUACAGUUUCAGACAGAAGUAGAAAUGAUUAGUAUGGCCGUGCAUCGAAAUCUACUUCGUUUAUGGGGGUUUUGCAUGACAGCAACUGAACGGUUGCUUGUUUAUCCAUACAUGGCGAAUGGAAGUGUUGCUUCACGCUUAAGAGAGCGGCCAGAAUCAGAUCCACCUCUUGGAUGGCCAAUAAGGAAGUGUAUAGCACUAGGAUCUGCAAGAGGCCUUGCUUAUUUGCAUGAUCACUGUGACCCUAAGAUCAUUCACCGUGAUGUCAAAGCUGCAAACAUAUUGUUGGAUGAAGAGUAUGAAGCAGUUGUUGGGGAUUUUGGGCUAGCCAAACUCAUGGACUACAAGGAUACUCAUGUUACUACUGCUGUACGUGGUACAAUUGGGCAUAUCGCCCCCGAGUAUUUAUCCACGGGUAAAUCUUCAGAGAAAACUGAUGUGUUUGGCUACGGAGUUACGCUUCUAGAGCUCAUAACAGGGCAAAGGGCCUUUGAUCUUGCUCGACUUGCAAAUGAUGAUGAUGUCAUGUUGCUAGACUGGGGAAGUGAGCACAGGGGAGAGGAUCCCACUUUCCUGUAUGCAUCUCCCUACAAGCAGAACACCAUCAUUGCUGUACUCAACACGAUGAAAAUAUAAUUUAUAGACCUGCAUCUGUUCUUAUCAUCUGUUCCAAAUAACAACACCCCUACUACAAACUGGGACGGGUGAAUAAGAGAGGCUAUCACGUUCCUUCCCUUUCCCUCCAACAGGUGAAUAAGAGAGACUAUCACGUCCCUUCCCUUCCCCUCCAACAUCCCCAAUCCCAUUCUUGUUCUUUUAUCCAUUUCCUACCCCGUACGUAAUGCACAUCCCCUAUUCCCAUUUUAUAUCCUCUAUGUUGCUCGGACUCUUCAAAAAUGUCAGUGGGUGCGUGUCGGAUUACUCAUAGCUCUGUUCUUUUCUCAAAUCUCAAUGUUGCAGUUCUUCUUAAAGUAAAAAGUUUUACCCACCCUCCACCCACCAAAAAAAAAAAGGAAAAAGGUGAGCUAUAGUAGGUACUACAUCAUUCAAAACAUCCAGGUUAUUCCUGGGACUAGCAUUUAUGCACAUUAGCAGUAUGGUCAGAGUGGAUCACUUUUAUUAUCUUCUAGUAGUACAUUGUUCUGGAACUGUUCUUUAGUGUUAAAAUCUUUCUCCCUUUGGUUACCAGAAGCACUUAUCUAGCAUAUUUAUAUCAGAAGAUUUAGAUACUUCCUCCAUGUGGCCUUCUGUUUAGAUAGAACUAUAUCUCUUUUCUUUUCUUUUUUUGGUACGGAGUUGCGAGGUUAUUUCUUCUGUAUUUGUCUACAGUUUGCAUCAGAGAGUAGGUGAGAAAAAGGAUACACUUUGCGAGAGGGGACUCCUUUGGGAGGAUCCUCGAGAAAGGGAACCGACCCUUUAGGAGUGAAAGAGGAUGGUCAAAUCUUUCACUGUGGUUGAAGUAUACAAAAUUGAAAGACAAGCGACUGUCCUAACUUGGAAAGUAAACAAAGUGACUCUGAACUUGGAAAUUCAAUAAGGUUCAAAUAUGCACACAGAAUCAGGAGCCCCGUGCUAUCUGGUUCUGUCUUCUCAGUCUCCCUUAGGGCUGCUUAUCGAAGAUAUUACUAACUUUCAGGGUGAAUGCUUUCUUAUUUUUAUGAUGGAAUUAAUAAUUUGUUGACAUGAUUUGAUGAAAGACCGCGUACACUGUGAUUCUUUUAAAUGGCAGUCACGUGAAUAAAUGGUUAUGUACCUUGACCUCA